AUGAAUCGUUUAAGAGUUUUCGUCAUUUACAGUGUAAUAGGUUUAACUCUCAUCCACAACGGGCUUCCAUUAGACAUGCACAGGGCGAAAAGAACGUUCUUAAAGGAUUCUCUGGAACUAGAUAAGCUACAACGUGCGGUCGAAAUAAGUCCUUUUGAGAUAUGGUUGUUCAAAGAGAAAUUCAAGUCCAUGCAAGAUAUUUUGCUAACAUCAGAGCUUCUGGAUGAAGAAGUUAUCGAAAGAAAAGGAACAAUAGAUCGACUUCAAGAUGCAAUGAAGAGAGCGUUGCUAGGUCAAGAUACUGUUGUUGUCGUUAUGGGUGGCUCAAUUUCAGCGGGGGGUGGAUUAAUCAAUGAUAACCCAGAUGUUAGAGGUACCUACUACCGAGUAUUUAUCGAUUGGUGGGAAAAAACCGUGGAACCAUUUACAAACUCAAAGAUAAGGCUACGCAAUCUCGCUAUUGGUGGUACCUGUAGCGAUUUUUACUUCUACUGCUUCAAUACUUUUUUACAGCCUCAAGAAACUAUGGACAUUGUGUUUCUUGAGUUUUCAGUAAACGAUUAUUUGAUUUUCAAAACAUCGCAAUUUCCAAAAGUGCUUUCACUUGAGAAACUUACAAGGAAGGUGCUAAGAGAACAAAACUUACCAGCGAUUAUAUAUGUCAAUUUUAUUCAGGGCGUCAAGAGCACUGCACAGUGCGACAAUCUUGAAAACUCUGGGCAGACCAUGCUCGCGUGGCACUAUGGGAUUACGAGCGUAAGCUCUCGCAAUGCAUUAUGUCCAAACGCUGAAAAACGAAAGAACCCGCUUAUGUAUUCAUCAGAUGGCAACCAUCCAAGCCUUAUCGCUCAUGCACAAAUGGCUUUAAUGAUAAUCAAUAGCGUCCGCAGUGCAUUAUUGAGAGCCAUACGUAACGCGAAAUGGAAUAUUCUCGAAAACCAUUCCUCAGAAGAGCUUCCCAGACACGUCUUCUAUUCUAUGGAGCCAUAUAUACCUCCUCUUUGCUAUACUCUUAUAACACCAGACAGAUUUCACAAGGUUGUAAAUCCUUCGCUGUUGAUCCAAGUGACUGAAAAUAAGGGAUUUAAACAAUUUGAAAUUAAAGGUAUUGGUUUUUUUAAAACACCUCAGGUGAAACACACUCAAGAACCUCAAAGAACAGACGGAUUUGGAGGCUGGCAAGCAGAGAAUGAAAAUUCUACUUUGAAAAUACGAUUGGUUUUACCCUGUGAUGUAGGAAAUUCAAAUUGCACUAAGUCUGUGGUCAUAGCGUUUCGUACUCACGGUUUCGGAGGGAAAGCUGAGGUGUGGUUAGAUGAUAACAGGCCAGGAACUGUGAUAGAUACAAUGUCGGGUUAUGGACACACACGUCUCGCAACCAUUGCUGAACACGUGACCUCGGGAAUUCACAUGCUACACUUGAGAACAAUGAAUGCGGGAAAAUUUAUGUUGUGUGGUGUGAUGGCUGGUGAGAGUUCUGUACCAACUCAUAAGUAG
Messenger RNA from Porites evermanni, 1497 nucleotides. The record is from the annotation of a GenBank genome assembly. NCBI's taxonomy places the organism in Eukaryota, Metazoa, Cnidaria, Anthozoa, Scleractinia, Poritidae.